Lepisosteus oculatus (spotted gar) is the source of this 4352-nucleotide messenger RNA. It is a transcript of the gene il17rd, whose product is annotated as interleukin 17 receptor D. Gene Ontology annotation, molecular function: protein binding; interleukin-17 receptor activity. Lineage: Eukaryota; Metazoa; Chordata; Actinopteri; Semionotiformes; Lepisosteidae. The record is from RefSeq and is a predicted model, not a curated record.
GAGCGCACACACCGCCAGUCUGUCUUCAUGGGCUAAGUUGGAGGAUGGCAGCGAGGGCGAAACUCUUCUCGUUAUUUUUUGCUUUUUACCUGUUCUUUACCUUUUACGAAUUGUCCCCAGCAGCCAGCUCGAAGAAGGGGAAUGUGGAAAAGUGCAACGUUAAGGGGCUGCUGUCAAAUUUGGAGGACAAUAGUCGCACAGCUGGUGUCACGUUCCGGAAUGACAACUGCACGUUGAACUGGAACCCGAUAGGGAAACACGCCAUCCAUCCUGUAAGCAAUGUGACAUUCACACAGCUUCCCUGUGACAACCAGGCUGCUGUGGUGGUGAACUGGUAUCCCAGUCCUCUCGGGAUUGAACAUGUGAAGGGAUUUAGAGUAUAUCUGGAAGACAAAAACCCGGAAGGGAAGCAAUGUCAGCACAUGAUUUUAAAGGAUCCCCGACAGCUCAAUUUUUCAUUCAGGAAUGUGAAAAUGAGUUCCCAGCCCUUUCCUGGCUUGAGCUUUGAAACGGACUACAUGAUAAGGAUUGUGCCGUUCCCGUCUUUCGUGAACGAAAGCAGCUUCUCCCCAUCCUUCUUGCGAACAAACACUUGUGAAGCUCUUCUUGGCUCAGACAAUCUUAUCUGCAAACCAUUCUGGAAGCCGAAGAGCCUCAAUAUAUCCCAGCAAGGCUCCAGUCUCAAUGUGGUGUUUGAUCAUGCUCCCUCAACAUUUGGCUUCAGUUUCUACUACAUCUACUACAAGCUGAAACAGGAGGGCACCUUCAGACAGAAGCGCUGCAGACCGGAUUCCAGCUCUGACAAAACAACAUGUGUUCUCCAAGACAUGACACCUGGCACUUACACCAUCGAGCUUGCAGAUAACAACAACAGCACCAGAAGAGCAACACAAUAUCAUGUAAAUCAAGUGCACUCACCCUGGGCUGGGCCAAUCAGAGCUGUGGCCAUCACAGUGCCACUGGUCAUCAUGUCAGCCUUCGCCACACUCUUCACGGUCAUGUGUCGCAAGAAACAACAGGAGAAUAUAUAUUCCCACCUUGAUGAAGAAAGCUCAGAAACGUCAGCCAACACUACAGCCUUACAUGCUGAGAAGCCCUGGCCGCGACCCAAAGUCUUCCUCUGCUACUCCAGCAAGGACUGCCCCAAACACCUCACCGUCAUCCAGAGUUUUGCCUACUUCCUGCAGGACUUCUGUGGCUGUGAGGUGGCUCUGGACCUGUGGGAGCACUUGGAGAUCUGUAAGGAAGGCCAGAUGGCCUGGCUGAGCCGGCAGAUCGACGAGGCGCACCUCAUCGUGGCCGUCUGCUCCAAGGGGAUGAAGUACUUCGUGGAGAAGAAGAACCGGAAGGGGAAGGGCAGGGCCAGCGGCGCGGGCGGAGCGGGGGAGCUGUUCGUGGUGGCCGUGGCCAUGAUCGCGGAGAGGUUACGCCAGGCCUGGCAGAGCUCCCGCGACCUCUCCCGCUUCAUGGCCGUGUACUUCGACUACUCCCGCGAGAGCGACGUGCCGGGGGUGCUGGACCUGGCCCCCAAGUUCAAGCUGAUGGACCAGCUGCCCCAGCUGUACGCGCGGCUGCACUCCCGCCACCUCAGCCUGCCGGAGCGCGAGCCCCAGCCCCUCAACGUCAGCAAGCGCAACUACUUCCGCAGCAAGUCGGGCCGCUCGCUGUACGUGGCCAUCUGCAACAUGCACCAGUACGUGGCCCAGGAGCCCGACUGGUUCGAGAAGACACUCCGGCCGGCCCCUCCCCCGGCCCCGGCCCCCUUCCAGUGCCCCCCCGCCAUGGAGAAAUUCGACUCGGGGCUGGUGCUCAACGAGGUGGUCCUCAAGCAGCCCUCGGACAGCGACUGCCCCCUGAGAAGCCCUGGGUUUCUGCCCCCCGCCCUGAACUCUGGACCUCCUCCCUCUGCUCAGCCCAGCGCCGCACGGGGAGAGACGGACGGGGCGGCGACCCAGGAGAGCAGUGCUUCUUUACAGCCGCUGCUCCACACAGACGGCUCGGCUAGCCCCCCUGAAAUGCCCAGAGACUCUGGCAUCUAUGACUCCUCUGUGCCCUCCUCAGAGCUGUCCAUCCCCCUGAUGGAUGGGCUCUCCCCUGACCAGGCCGACACCUCCUCCCUGGCAGAGAGUGUGUCCUCCUCGUCUGGCCUCGGAGAUGAGGAGCCCCCAACCAUGACCUCCUUCCUCAGUUCUGUGCCCACCAUCUGUAAAGCAGAGCUCCACCACAGCCACCUACAGAGUGAUGGACUGAUGCCUGUGGAGUCAUUAUAGGGUCUACUGUCUGGACUUGCAUUGCCACUUUACUGCCUUGCCUUCCUGCAGAUUAAUACAGUUCAUUUCCCAUAGGGAACCCAGAGGUCCCUGCAUUGCACAGUUCUGUGCGCCGUAUCCCCAGCUCUGAGUUGUCAUUGGAUACCCCACUUGUCUUGGUCUCCUGCUAAAACACCAUCGUGCUCUGCUGUGGUAAACAGAAGCAUAUUCAAAGGCAGACUUCCACGGUUCGGAAGAUUGCCCAUUCCAGUGGGCCAUUUAAAAUUGUUCUUCCCAAGCAGCGAGAGUUUCAUGACGCCUCCCGAUUUGAACGUUGAAAUUCUACUCCCUUGGACCUUUCUGUCCUAAUGGAAGCCUUCAGACACCCCGCAGCCGGGGAUCAAGUCCUCAUCCGUGCCAUUUUUGUGGUUGCUAUUGUGCUUCAAGCUCCAUUCUGACUGUUUCUGUUCCAGUUUUGCCAUUUGUUUCGCACGCAGAUGCAUCCUGGAAAGGGCGGUCUUGUCUUGAGCAAUACGUGUCACAGGAAUCUGUCCCUUCAAUUAACUAACUGGCGGAAAUGGCGGAAUUUUGGCCUUAUCCACAUCUAUCCAAUGUGGCUCUGCCUUUUACUGUUCCUGAAGACUUGGCUCGAAUCCUAGAAACUCAGGAGGAUCUUUCACAAGUAGCCUCUACGAUCUGCUGGAAGGUGAAUAGCUGAGUGCUAAGUGACCAAAGUUGUUGCACAUUUGUGCAGCUCAGUCUUUUUAAGUGUUAGAGGUCAAAUACGUGUUUUGUAGGAGUAGCAUAAAUCACUUGCAGACAGUUUCAGAUUGUUGGUUGGUUGCCACUGAAAACCAUAUCUUCCAUUUUUAAAUGUGCUUCCAUGUUUCUCUUCACUUUCAGAAGUGCUGAAUUUGAAUACUGCAAGACAAUACCAUGAGCUAGUGGUAGUUAUUAAAGUCCUUACCUUUUUUGAGUUUGUGUAUGUGAAUGUUUAAUUCUUAUUUAUUGUGUUUUUAAAUCAAUCCUCUAAAAAAAUGCACAUACGUAUUGUAGGAGCAAUGUUACCAUUUAAUUUAGUUUUAAGGCAUUGCUUUAAAUAGAGACUUAAUGAAGCACAGCAAGUUGUACGUCUAUUUGAUUACAGAGAUAGGGCAUCAGAAAUGCUGGUACUCCACAUUUAUAUCUUUGCAUUUAUUAAGUACACUAAAACAGAUAUUGUGAGUAGAGCCCUUUUAAUAUGAAUAUCUGUAGUUGCGCAAAAUGGUAAGACUGUAAAGAUGAUGAAGUCUGGUAUCAUUUUGUCAUUGGCUUUAAAACUGUUUCCAACUGUAAUGCCUACUUCUGGAAAUGCUUGUUUCUAUUUGUAAUAGUUAUAUAAAAUGUCCAUCACAUAGUUUGAGCUAUUUCAGAAAUCACAAGCUGGUUUGUAUGUUUGUCAACGUUGUAUUUGAUAUUUUGAUCCUGUUUUUUUAAAUUAUAUUAGUUUAUAUUGGUCAAACUUUGAAAAGUGAAAUCUGUUUCCUCACUUCUGUAUUAUUCUGUUAAAGGGAAGUGAAUUCGAUUUUGAACAGCUCCCCUCAUUGAGGUUUGCUCAUAGCUCGUGGUGAAUUAUUCUCAGGAUAUCUCUGAUUUAGUACACUUGAUAAAUGCACUUGAGUGUUGUAACGUGAAACUACUCUGAAACGAAUCACAAACAAACAUGUCUGUGCUUUCAAAUAUGUUUUGAAAAAUUGUAUUGUGAAGUAAAAAAAAACAGAAAGCUGUUUUUUUUUAUAAUUUUAUGGUUUUGAAUGAACAAAAAAAAACAUCUUCACUUAAAUGCCUUAGUCUGAACCAAAUCCAUAGACCUAAAUAUUAGAUCAGAUGGCUGCUGUCAUUAGACCAUGAGAAAGGAAAAAGGGAAGAAAAUAAGAGCCACUUGUUUGUAUGUUUAAAAUGGUCCACAUCUGUAUAUUUUUUGUAUUUUGAAAACUUUGUUCUAUUCUUGUGGUUUUUAAUAGUUUAGAAAAUAGAGGAGGUAUUUCUACAUUAUACACAAACUUUGUACUGUUUUAUAGUACCCUAAUGUAGGAAGAAAACAUCAAAUAAAAUUUGGAUGUC